UCGCGCCCUCUCUUCCUCUCCGAGUCUGAAAUCCACAUACACUCUCUUAAUUCUCUCUCCCGCUCACACGCUCGCAACACAACCAAAUUUACAAAGGAAUUGUGCAGAUCAGUGCCACCGUCGGGCGGAAUACUCGCCAUGAACGCCACAAUGACGACGUUUCGGCCCAUACUCGACAAACCCCUCAACCAGCUCACCGAGGAAGACAUUGCCCAGCUUACCCGCGAAGACUGCCGCAAAUACCUUAAAGACAAAGGAAUGCGCAGGCCUUCGUGGAACAAAUCUCAAGCGAUCCAGCAGGUGGUUUCCCUCAAAGCUCUGCUCGAACCGACCAACCACGACUCCGGCGAUGGCGCUCUCCGGAAGGCAACGUCAAAUUCAGUUGAUUCGGUUAAGGAACCGAGUCCUGAUGUCCGGGUUUCGUUAUCGGCAGAAGCAGCACAGGGAAGAAAGGAUCUGCCGAAAUCGGCUCCGGCGGAGCGACCAACUGAUGUAGAUAACAUUGUCAUUAGUCCCAGGAGUCCAUGUGCAAUGAAUGGGCUAGUGGGGCAAAUGACGAUUUUCUACUGUGGCAAGCUGAAUGUGUAUGAUGGAGUGCCAACUGAGAAGGCACGGGCAAUCAUGCACUUAGCGGCAAGUCCAAGCCAUUUGCUUCAAGAUGAUAUCCUUGGUAGGGCUGCAUCUCUUUGGUCCUUUCCAUGCCAUUUACAGACAGUGAGUGACAGAGAUCGUCUUAUUCCUCCUAGUACCACAACCUCACUGAUUAUGCAAACAGAGAAGAUGACAGAAUAUGCUCAACAGUUUGGGGACAACGGGAACAUUAAUGGUGACCCUGAUGUAGAGGGUCAGGCGAACAGAAAAGUCUCACUGCAGAGAUAUCGCGAAAAGCGAAAAGACAGGGGAAGAUUAAAGAGUAAGAAAAGUACAGUAUCGGUGACUUCUAGCUUGGAGAUGGUUUUAAACCAUCAAGUGAGGACACAUGCCUCAAAUGGGAAAUCAGGCCAGAGUGGCACACGCUCUCCACCCCAGCAUGGGACACUACAAGUUAGCUCUGUCAAUAAUCAGCUAAAGAGUGCUGGUCUAGCUGUUGAUCUGAAUGACAAAGAUGUCCAAGAAUGCUAAAUUGGAACAACCAUAUGGGUCAGACGUUGUUGGAAGUUAAAUAGAGAGCCCUAUUUGAUGAUCAAUGUCAAACAUACAGGGGGGAAGUGGGAACCGAUUUGACAGCCCCCUCCAAGGCAUGCCUUUUGCAUGUUUGGGCUGGCUCGCGGAUAGUGAAGUCUUUUACUGUCGGACAAUCUGUUCUGAAUGGUACGAGUUCACACUAACCCGAGCAAUUUUGUAACUUGAAGAAUCAUUUUGCCAUCCUUAGGAAUUUAUCUUUUUGGAGAGAUUUUUGUUGAAGUUAGAGCUGCAGGCAACCAGUCUUUUCGCUGUGUAAAAUGCAUGCCCAUCUUUUGCUACGCUCAUAGCAUUAUUCUACAAGUUAAAGUAAAUGGCAUUCUAAAGAUGGUGAUUGCCAGUGCUAGUAUUAGAGUGGCAGCCGUGGCAACGGGGAUGGGCUUGUUAAUGGGUCCCAAUAGUGGUGGUUUUGAACAAUGAUUUUAUUAUUAUUAUAUGGGUGACUGACACUUGUUCGUUGA
This is a messenger RNA of Juglans regia (Persian walnut), 1643 nucleotides long. Its product is annotated as protein TIFY 4B-like. Gene Ontology annotation, cellular component: nucleus. Bases 139 to 1122 code for a protein of 327 amino acids. Gene Ontology annotation, biological process: response to wounding; regulation of defense response; regulation of jasmonic acid mediated signaling pathway. The transcript has 9 exons. NCBI's taxonomy places the organism in Eukaryota, Viridiplantae, Streptophyta, Magnoliopsida, Fagales, Juglandaceae. The record is from RefSeq and is a predicted model, not a curated record.